GCCCCAUCUCCGGCUGGAAACCGGGCUCCGGCUCUCCCAGUUGUCUUGGCCUGUUAGCUGCUGUCUGGUUUGGGGAAACACUGCGCCGUUAAGAGUCAAGCUACACAUUUAGUUUGCAGUAGCCCAGAAGCCGCAAUUCCUCUUUCCCCACAGUAAGCCGAGAAGUGUUCAGAAACGAAAUGAAUGCUGAGCUAAAGGAGUGAAAAUUUUAAAUUUUACACUUGGGGUUUGGAUUAACUUGAAGACACAUUAACCUGAAGACUCCCACAAUGGACAUCCGACCUAAUCAGACAAUCUACAUUAACAACAUUAAUGAUAAAGUUAAAAAAGAAGAGCUGAAGAGAGCAUUAUAUGCACUGUUUUCUCAAUUUGGUCAAAUAGUUGAUAUUGUAGCAUUGAAGACUAUGAAAAUGAGAGGACAAGCAUUUGUAAUUUUUAAAGAGAUAACAUGUGCCACGAGUGCUUUACGGCAGAUACAAGGAUUCCCAUUUUAUGGCAAACCUAUGCGAAUUCAGUAUGCAAAGACUGACUCGGAUAUAAUUUCAAAAAUGAGGGGCACCUUUGCUGAUAAAGAAAAGAAAAAAGAGAAGAAAAAGGCCAAAAACCAAGAACAAGCUGCUGCAAACAAAAAAGCUAAUCAAGUAACAGCACAGGUGGCGACUUCAAAUUCUAACCAGACCACCGCCUCAACAAAUCAGGUACCAGACAAUCCACCCAACUACAUUCUAUUCCUCACUAAUUUACCUGAAGAGACCAAUGAGAUGAUGUUGUCCAUGCUGUUUAAUCAGUUUCCUGGUUUCAAAGAGGUACGUUUGGUACCUGGCCGACAUGAUAUAGCUUUUGUGGAAUUCGAGAAUGAAGGACAGGCUGGUGCUGCACGUGAUGCAUUGCAAGGAUUCCGAAUUACACCAUCUCAUGCUAUGAAAAUCACCUAUGCCAAGAAAUAAUUAAGGUUAUCAGGGCGAAAAAAUGUUCCAACUUGUUUAUUUUUAUUUUAAUUGCGGUUUACUUAUCGCAGAGAGAGAAGAAAAACCAAGCAUAUGAAGAUGUUAUCAGCUUUGGACUAUUUUUAUCCAUCGCAGUCUCUCAAGAAUUGAAAUGUGAUUAAGUAGAAAAUAUUUCAUUUUCUGCAAAUGAAAUUGACUGCUGGUAGUUGAGAAUGAAAACAACGAUCUCGUGUUUUAUAUAAUAAAAGUAGGUCUUUCAGUAACUUUGUCAAGAUAACGGUUACUUUAUUGUAAAAUUUGGAACCAGGACCUUGUGUUGCUUUUGUAGCUCAUAAUGAAAGUUGACUAAAAUUGUACAGGAGUUGUAAACAAUAUAUAUUUAAUUUGCAA
Messenger RNA from Chiloscyllium plagiosum (whitespotted bambooshark), 1337 nucleotides. RefSeq names its product small nuclear ribonucleoprotein polypeptide B2 (gene snrpb2). Gene Ontology annotation, molecular function: RNA binding. Lineage: Eukaryota; Metazoa; Chordata; Chondrichthyes; Orectolobiformes; Hemiscylliidae. The record is from RefSeq and is a predicted model, not a curated record.